Bacillus rossius redtenbacheri is the source of this 3918-nucleotide messenger RNA. RefSeq names its product potassium channel subfamily K member 18-like. Gene Ontology annotation, cellular component: plasma membrane. The record is from RefSeq and is a predicted model, not a curated record. Bases 40 to 1557 code for a protein of 505 amino acids. Lineage: Eukaryota; Metazoa; Arthropoda; Insecta; Phasmatodea; Bacillidae. Gene Ontology annotation, molecular function: potassium ion leak channel activity; outward rectifier potassium channel activity. Gene Ontology annotation, biological process: potassium ion transmembrane transport; stabilization of membrane potential. The transcript has 6 exons.
GGCGUGGACGGCGCGCGAGACGGCGUCGCGCCGGCCGGCAUGACGCCCUCGGAGGACCACGAGCCAGGCCGCCCCAACAGGUGCCUCACGGUGCUCUACUACGCCUGGAAGAUCUGCUCGUGCCUGUUCUCGCACGUGGUGCUGGUGUCGCUGGUGGUCGCCUACUGCAUCCUGGGCGCCUUCACGUUCCGCAGCCUGGAGAAGGACAACGAGCUAGAGGUGAAGCGAAACAUCAGCCGGAUACGACAGAAUGUGACGGACGAGCUGUGGCUGAUGUUCGAGACGGUGCCGGUGCUGCACGAGGUGAACUGGACCAAGUGCGUCAGGAGCCACCUGAAGAGCUUCGAGCAGGACUUGCUGCGCUCCAUGAAGAAGGACGGCUGGGACGGCGUGGAGGACGAGCAAGUGGUGCAGUGGACCUUCGCCGGAGCCCUGUUCUACUCCAUCAUCGUCAUCACCACCAUAGGUUAUGGCCACAUAGCGCCGAAGACGCCAUGGGGGAAAGUUGUGACGAUAUUCUAUGCGAUUCUGGGAAUCCCACUCAUGCUACUCUGCUUGUCGAAUAUCGGAGACAUAAUGGCACAAUCUUUCCGUUUCCUUUAUUGGAGGGUGUGCUGUUUCUUCUGCACAAGAAAGCCGAAGAAAUAUGCUUCUAGAAGGACAAAAAGCACUCGUAGUAGCAAUCGACAAAGUGGCCGUUACUCAGGUCGGUCCAGGACUUCGUCGUUCAAAAGGUACGUUGGCACAUCGCAGAGGUCCGCGGACAGCGCUAUCGGCAUGUCCGAGAGCAUGACUCGAUCGUCCUACUCCGACACCGAAUGCAGGUACUUUGAGGAUAACGACAGGGAAGUCGCCGUGAACAGAGCGUCCACCCACUCCAGGCUCUCGGACACGACUCUGCAAGUGCCGACCUCGCGUCCGAGUCGCUCGGUGCCGGCGGAACCAGAAGGCUGCAAGGAGCCGGUGCUGUGCAACAAGUACGCCGUGGAGCUGGAGGACGCCGCGAGGUCACCGAGGUCACCGCGCAGGCCCAAGGAGCGGCCGAGACCGCCGGCCUCCCAGCAGGGCGGCUGCAUCGCGCGCCAGGCGUCCUUCAAGCAGCGCCACCAGCGGCUGUCGCGCCUGCGCGAGGACCCCGACUACGAGGACUACGACGAGCUGGGCCUGGUCGGCUACGACUACGACGACCCCGCCUCGCCGCCCACGCGCACCCGGCCCGUGCCCAUCUGGCUGUGCGUGUUCCUCGUCGUCACCUACAUCUUCUGCGGCGCGCUGCUCUUCAUGAACUGGGAGGAGUGGAGCUUCCUCGACGCGGCCUACUUCUGCUUCAUCACGCUCACCACCAUCGGCUUCGGCGACUUCGUGCCGGCCAGGCGGGUGCAGAAGACCGACGCCGGAGUCAGCAUCGCGCUGUGCUCCUUGUACCUGCUGUUCGGCAUAGCGCUGCUGGCCAUGAGCUUCAACCUCGUGCAGGAGGAGGUCAUCAACAACGUCAAGGCCGUCGCAAAACAUUUGGGCAUUGUGAAGGACGACGAAGAAGAAGAUGAGGGUGACUAAUGACUAGAGUCCCGGAAAAUUCGCGGGUUCAUUUCGUGUUAGGCUAAAAUUCAAAUAAUUAUACCUAAGUUUUGCUUCUGUCAUUGGUUCACUGUUAAUCUGGAGGACUGAGGGCCAAUUAGAGACCCUCACUCAUAGAUGUGUCGAAUCACAGGCCACCCAGUCGAGACGACUCACAAGUCAGCAGCCAAUGUAUAGUUGGCAUUUGCCCGAAUGUGUAGAGAAUAUUGGAGUCUAUCCUGGAGGUCAUUGAACCCGCGAAUUUUUCCAGUCCCUACUUAUUAGUAGAGACCCGUAAAAUUCGCGGUUUGAAUUACCUCUAGGAUGGACUCUACGAUCCUCCAUGUACGCGGGAAUAUUACACCAGCUCAUUGGCUACUGACUCUAGACACCUGCUAACUGGGAUGCUUACGAUUCGAUACUUCUUACGUUGAGGGUCAUUCAUUGGCUCACAGUCCUUCAGGCAAACUGUGUUCCAAUCACUGAAGCGGCAAUAAGUUACACGCACUUGGAUUCUAGCCUAUCGCAAAAUGAACCCGCGAAUUUUUCCUGUCUCUACUAAUAACUAGGGACCGGAAAAAUUCGCGUGUCCAAUUACCUCUGGGAUGAACUCCAUAGUUCUACGUACACUCGGUCAAAUGUCACCCACUCAUUGGCUGCUGUCUUGUGAAGGUGUCCCAAUGUAGUGGCCUGUGAUUCGAUAAAGCUUUGGUCAGGUGUUUCUCAUUGGCCCAGAGCCAUCCAGGUGAGUUGUGAGCCAAUAGCAGAAGCGGCACUGAGGUAUAACUAUUUGUAUUUUAGCCUAUCGCGAAAUGAAUUCGCGAAUUUUUCCGGUCUCUACUAAUUACUAGAGACCUGCAAAAUUCGCGUAUUCAUUCGGUGAUAGGCUAGAAUUCAAACACAUAUACCUCUUAGAUAAUUUUCCUAUUGGCUUACUGCUCAUCUGGACGAAUCUCAACCAGUUAUAAACCCUCAACCAAAGAAGGAUCGAAUCACAGACAAACCAGCUGAGACGACUUACAAGUCGGCAGCCAAUGAACUUGCGUUAUUUGCCCGAGUGUACAGGGGUGUAUGCAGUCUAUCCUGAAGGCCAUCGAAACCGCGAAUUUUGCAGGUCUCUACUAAUAACAAAACUGUUUGUACAAAAUAAUGUAAAUGAAAUAAAAGAUUUCGAUUUUUUUUUUCAUCGUGAGGAUUUUUGCAUAUUAUCAUUGAUGAACAAAUACAGGUACUCGUAGAUAUUUACACAUGGAUAAGGAAUCGCACAGCACAGAGUAUUGAAAACUGUAAACAUCAAAGGUGUUUGCUGGAAUAGCAAUGCAGAACCAAUGUGAAAUAGUUGGGUGAUUGCAGAGAGAUGAACACUUCUUUAUGACGGUAAUUCACUUUCGUGGUAAUAUUUCAACCCCGAAUAAAUGUGUUUGCAUCCGAAAGGCAACUGUUUAUUGUACAAGGAAUGAGAUCUUCAUUUUUUUUUUUUUUUUGCAUUUUGCAACAUCAUAAAAUCAUAAACUAACUAUUCAUAAAAAAUUAAUACCUUUUUAAUAAAUUUGAAUCAAAUUGAAUUUUUAAAUUAUAAAGUUUAGCUGCGUGUGAUUAUAUACUACUACCAUAUGGAGUAAAUGCUGCAUAUGAAUGUAAUGAAUCGGACUAAGUCUUUUAGAGUUUGUACUACCAGCAAUGAAUACCGACAAGUAAUUGUAUAUUACAGUAUGACGUAGAAUACACACUUUAAGUUUUUCAAGUCUACGAGUAUGUGAACAGGUGCCGAAAAUAUAAUACAUUGUACAUCAUCGGGUAAAAACUGCCAUGUUCCUUGAUUUAAUAUCAUUUCCUGUCUACCAUAAGGUCACGAGAUUAAACAAGCAGAAUUUCUGUACAAUAAAUAGGGAUUUUUAGGCUAGUGGCCAGUUUUAAAUAGAAUGGAGCAAGGACGAAGUAUUCUUUAUCUUUGCAGGGGAUUUGGCGACUAUUUUUACACACCUCACAGCAUAUGUCGCUAGGAGCAAGGAACAUCAUAGAAAACAGAGUAGCGAACAGCAAUAAAAAUUUAAUCUGUGAACAAGUAGUUGGGGUUUUUCAUUAGCGACAGAAUUAUCAAAAAUAAAACACUGAUAAUUAAGAAUAUGUAGGAUGCCAUAAUUUUAAUAAGAUAAAAAAUAACUGUAUAAAAUCUUGUCAGCCGUCCAAUAUUUUUCGCACCUGCAUAAAGAUUUACAAUACUACCAGGUGCACCAAACAUAAAAAACCAUACUUUUAAAAUUGCUAUAAAAUAAUUUUUUAAUAUUAUUAACUUUUUAAUUAAACUAUUCCCUCAAUUUUAAGAGCAUGUUGGCAAAACAUUCGGAUAGUAAAAAGGUG